This is a messenger RNA of Clunio marinus, 3748 nucleotides long. The record is from the annotation of a GenBank genome assembly. Lineage: Eukaryota; Metazoa; Arthropoda; Insecta; Diptera; Chironomidae.
GGGGAGAAAAAACACCAUAAGUCGAAUAAUUUUUUUAAUUUUACUUUUAAAAAAAAGCACAUUACAAUUCAAAUAAUUAAAAAUUAACAUGCAAAAGUUAGUGAUACCACCGAAUCCCAACUGGUUUAUGCAGGCAAUAUGUCAUUGCACUCCUGACAAUGGAUUAUUAUAUGGAGCAAUGACAAAGGUUGUUUAUAUUCCACCAGAAGAAGAAGACGCAUCAAAAGAUGUUAAAAUUAUUGAUUUAAAGAAUAAGCUUUGUGGAUUUUCACCUGAUCCCGAUUGGGUUGAAUCAAAAUGUAUUGCAGUCAUGAAUGCCGAUUUUAAUGUCUUGAUUUAUGAUUUUGCAAGCGGCGAAGCGGUCAAGGGUCAUAAAGGACAUCAAAAUGAAAAGCAUAAGAUUAACAGCCAUAAUGAAGACACGGCGAUUGUUUUUCUUAAACAGAAGUUAGUUUUGUCAUCAGUCAAUUCAAACGUUAUUAAAUAUUGCUUUGUCUCCAACACAUUCAAAUUAUUUCUAAAACUCUCUGGACGCAAUCCAAUAAUAAUUUUUAAGCAAUCUCCAAAAGAUUCUAACAUUGUUGCAGCUGGAACGAAAAAUGGUUUAAUUUUGCUAAUUUCUGUCGAUAAAAUGGAAGUAAAAACGAAACUUCGUGGACAUGACUCUGAAAUAUCAUCACUUGAUUGGAUCUAUUUACCAUUAAAGCCAUUGAAAGAAGCAAAACCAGCAACAGAUAAUGUAAAAAGAAUUUCACUUCAGAAACUUAUCGCUUCCACAGAUACUUCCGAUUGCUUCGAUAUUUACGAGGAAAAUGUUGAACAAGAAUUCGGCACAUACCGAGAGAAUGUUGAUGAUAAUAGCGAUGACGAAGAAACAAAUCAAGGCGACAUUCAAGAGAAAAUUGUCAGCAAUUCAAAUUUCAAUUUCCUAGAAGCUUGCAAGAACUUAAAAGGAGUCAUUUUGGACGAUAAAAAUGAAGCAACAGGUGACUUAGCUGAAGGUUCAUACGAAGACAAUAAAGACAAGUAUGGAUUAAAGGAUUUGGAUAAUAAUUCACAUCAUGAAUCGUUGGAAUCAAAUGCUUCGUCUCGUACGCCGGUGUUGACAGACGAAGAUGAAGAAGAAUGUCGUGCGCCUUUACAAAAAUUUGAAGUAAUAAAAGAGAAAUGUGAUGAAGAAGUUGUUGUUAAAGAGAAGAACGAAUCCUUAUAUUCGAAUGCUUCAUCAAGAACUCCAGUAUUAACAGAGGAAUCUUUGAAUUAUCUUGAAGAAUGCCAGAGAAUGAAAGAUUUUGUGAUUGUUUCGAAGGAAGACGUUGAACAAUUUGGUGAUGUUCCGGUGCUUGCAUCGGGAUCACGCGAACAAACAGUUUGGUUGUGGGAUGUUAAUGAACGUACAUCAUUGACGAAAAUUCAUUGGCAUCCAAAGGCACGACCGACUUUACCGUCUCCAUUCACAAACGUUUUGUGGGUGAAUCAAAGCAUUUUAAUUGUCACUGACGGAAAUGGAAAUCUUAACGAAUACAAAAUUGAAUUUGAUUCAACGAAAAUGAAUCUCACAGCAAAACAUCAGAAAGAUAAAAAGUUUGAUGCAAAUGGAGUGUUGAACAUCUGCAAAAGUCAAACUGGUUCAGUUAUUUGGACAUCGUCAAUUCAUCGUCACAUCAGUUGUCUUGAUGCUAUGAAAGAUUACGAGAAAAUCAUCAGUCUUGAUACAAUUCAAAUCAGAAUUCAUGUGAUUAUUGAAAAUCCAAUCGAUUCGAAUGUCAUCGCAAUUGGCGGUAAUGACAAACGAAUCUGCUUAUGGAAUACGUCAGAAGCAACUCAUCAUAAAAUCGCCUUACGUCCAUUUAUGAAUAAAAUUCAUUCCUGCGUUUUGAAUUUGAUUUGGCACCCGGAAAAGGAAAAUAUUCUCGUGUUUAGUACACGAGAGGGCCGAAUCGGCAUUUUGGAUGUAAACAAAUCAUCGAACGUUCCAACAAUUCUUUCAUCAUUCUCAUCACAUGAAGUUUAUUCAAUGACUUGGGCAAAGAUUAAGAGAAAUGAAGACGAAAUGUUCAUCAUUUUAGCAUGCGACAGACACAAGCUUGUUUAUUACUCACAAAACGAUCAUUGGAAGUUUCACGUGUUGGAAAAGUUUAAACAAAGCGCUUCAGUUUCAGUUUACAAAAAUGAAAUUCUUCUCGUUGGCACUGACAAUGGCGAAUUACAAUUUGUGGAUAUGGCAAAAGAUUUUAAGGUGAUAACAUCGAAGAAAAUCUGCAACAAAUACAUUGGAAUGAUGACCUGGUAUCGAGACACGUUGGCAAUCGCAACUGAAUAUGGAAUUACUUUGGUGAAGAACUUUUCAGUUAAGAAAUUGACGACAUUAAACGAUUCCGACUUCCUAAAGCUUCAAAGUCAUAAGGGAAGAGUUUUCUCGGUGAGAUUUAAUAAAUCUGGUGAACAUCUCGUUUCAUGUUGCAUCAGUGGCUACAUCAAGGUCUGGAAUGUUGAAUCAAUGUCAGUUGUGUCAAGUUAUUCAAUUGAUUCUCAAGCUUACAGCGCAAUAUUCUUGCCAAGUAAUGAAAAUUUCGUUGUUUGCGGUGGACAAGACUCGACAAUCAUCACAUUUGAAUGGAAGAAAUAUCCUUUCGUGCAAGAGUUCGAAGAAGUUACGUCUAAGAAGAAGCAGUUGCAGAGUGCAAAAAAGAUUCAAUGGGCAGCACAGACUGAAGUUACAGAAAUCAACAAAAGUGGAGAUCGACGACGGUAUGAGAAGAAAGUUGUGAAAAUGGAUGAAGAAAAAGUUUCUGACUUGUCAUGCGACCUUGUGAAGAUGAAAAUUCUUCCGAAAGAAAGUCCAAUUUUCCAAGUAUCAACUCGUGAAUUGUCAUCACAACCUUUGGAGUUUAUCGAGAGACUUUUGACCACAAACAACGUUGAUCGUGAAAUGAGUUUAAAUGAAAAGAUUUUCAUGAGUCGAGAGAGUGCCAAGGAAGUUGUUGAGAAUGAAUUGGAGCACCAGAAGCAACAACUGAUUGGGAAAGCUAAAACUACUGUGGUCUUACCUCAGUUGACUGACUCAUUGAAAAACGACAUCCUGGAACGCAUUGCAACGAAAAAUUUGAAAGACGUUGACGUAGCUAUCGCUCCAUCAGUUUCUUAUGAUCUUUGGCGUAAAUGUUGUCUCGCUUUUGCACAUCAAUGUGUUGAGAAUGGCGAAUUUUUGCAAGCAAUUUCAUAUUUCUUAGCUGUCAAUGAGAUUAACGCUUGCAUCACUCAAUUAUGCGAAGGAAAAUUCUUCAGAGAGGCUUGGCUUGUUGCAAAGAUGAGAAAAGAUGAAUCAGAUCCGAUUUUUGAAGUCAUCAGCAACAAGUGGAUUGGAUAUUUUGAUCAGACUGGAAAUUUCGAGACUGCUGCAGCUUUACUCACCUGCAUGAAGAAUUACAAGAAAGCAGCUGAAAUCUUAGAAAAGCGACAGAAUAAAAGCGAACACUGCUUGAAAAUUCUUAAACUUCUCGUCGAUAAUCAUCAACAAAAAUAAGAAUUUUUUCAACUAUUUUAUUAAUUUUUCCUUUUAUUGUCAUAAGACUUAAACUUGAUAAUAAAAUUAAUUAAAGAAAAUCUAAAUUAAAAUCUAUUUUCCUGGCAGUAGAACUGAUAUUAAAGCAGAAACUAACAGAAGUGCAGCAAACAAACCAAACAUGAGUUGACAAUGUGCAACAAUCAUGAAUGACACAAAAAUACUUCCAAUGACUGCUCCAAU